GUUACUCUUUCUUUCUUUCUUUUUCUCUCUCUUCCUUUCACCCAGAACAAUCUGCUACAGAAGAAGGAGAAGAGCAGAGGAGCAAAGAAAGGGGAAAUCAAGAACAGUUCGAUUCCAGGAAGCAGUGUUUCACUGAUCUCAUUGUCCUCAUUUACCCCAGGGCUUGUGAUCUGAGACUUCCUGGAAUCAAUCAAUGUUGUCGAAAUAUUCCAGAAUAAUCUAGCAAAAUCUUGGGUUUUGUGAAUUUAUUCUUGUUUGAAUGGGUGGUUGCCUUGCAUGUGGCAUUAAGCCUGAAUCAAUAGCAUCCUUGGAUGAGCGACCAAAACGCAGUAUAAGUCAAGGUCAAACAGGAAGGAUACCCAGUAUUUCCAGAGAUUAUUGGACGACAAGUCUGUGUGAUAUGGACAACAGUGCGAUGCAGUCACAAGGAAGCUUAUCAUCAAUUACUGCUUCAUUUCAAGCCCCUGAUACACCAGCUGGUAUCAGCAGCUCCAAUCCUCCUUCUGAAUUUGUAAAUCAUGGUCUCCAUCUCUGGAACCAGACCAGGCAACGCUGGGUAGAUAAUAAAAAUCAAAGUAAUAAAGGACAACAAAUCCGUGAUCCAAAAAUAAGUUGGAACGCGUCUUAUGACAGCUUACUCGGGAGUAACAAGCCAUUUGGUCAACCAGUACCUCUCACUGAAAUGGUAGAUUUUCUUGUGGACAUCUGGGAGCAGGAAGGGAUGUACGAUUAACGUCUGACAAAGCCGAGGUUUGGGUACGUCGUAGUCUACGUAGAAUCAAGUGACAAAACCAACUUCUUACAUGCAGAACUUCUUGAGCUAGCUAAUCCCUAAGAAAAAAUGAAGGAAAGAUAGAAAUGCACCUGGGAAAACUUCAAUUGUAUUAUUGUUGUGACUUUUUUUUUUUUUUUUUUUUUUUAAUAGCUUAUUUCUGUUUCCUCAUGUGCUGUAACUAGGUUUCGAUUGAAACUAAUGAAACUUACUCUGCUGAUUUUGCAUGUCUUUGCCUUAAUUUGCUCAACUGUUCUUCGAAACCCGAGUUUGUAACACUUUCUUAAUAUAUAAGUCAACCAUUGUGGCUUUGAGUUUCGACUUCAA
Molecule: messenger RNA, 1099 nt
Organism: Spinacia oleracea (spinach)
Lineage: Eukaryota; Viridiplantae; Streptophyta; Magnoliopsida; Caryophyllales; Amaranthaceae
Exons: 6
Coding region: 260-733 (157 amino acids)
Source: RefSeq, a predicted model, not a curated record